AAUAUGGCACGUGCAAGUGCAGCUGCAACUGGAACAGCUCCACCACCACCACCACCUCCGCCACCACCACAACAACAGCAAAAUGCCAACUCUCAGCAUGUACCACCCCAGCCUCCCCCACCACCGAAUCCAUUCGGAAACAUAGUGAAUGGGAUGGAUUUUCUUCGCGAGAUAGGCACACAAACGGAUGAUGUUGUGACUGAACCAAUGAGUGAAAUGCACAUUUCAAACGAUAAGGAACCAGAGCAACAAGCCGAUAAAACUGUGGGUGAUAAAGAAAACGGCGCUAAGGAGCCUGAGGGAAGUGAAAAAGAGAAGGGAAAUGUGAUGUUGGUUGAUAUCGAUGAUGAGGGCAACGACACCGAAAUGUGGACAAUGAUGGACAAGAACGACGUUGAAACGACAGCUAAAACGAAUGACGCAGAUAGAAAGGUUGCGACAUGCGUAGAACAGCUGGAAGCGAUGGGAUUCGAUAACUGCAAUGGCUGGUUGACGAAACUGGCGAUGGUUCAUCAGGGUGAUACAACACGUGUCAUCGAGAAUUUGGGCAGUGAUCCGGUGUAUUCGCAACGUCUGCAGGCGGCACUCUGA
Molecule: messenger RNA, 591 nt
Organism: Anisakis simplex (herring worm)
Lineage: Eukaryota; Metazoa; Nematoda; Chromadorea; Rhabditida; Anisakidae
Source: the annotation of a GenBank genome assembly